This is a messenger RNA of Heteronotia binoei (common prickly gecko), 2661 nucleotides long. Its product is annotated as vomeronasal type-2 receptor 26-like. The transcript has 7 exons. The record is from RefSeq and is a predicted model, not a curated record. Lineage: Eukaryota; Metazoa; Chordata; Lepidosauria; Squamata; Gekkonidae. Gene Ontology annotation, molecular function: G protein-coupled receptor activity. Gene Ontology annotation, biological process: G protein-coupled receptor signaling pathway. Gene Ontology annotation, cellular component: membrane. The coding region runs from base 1 to 2661 and encodes 886 amino acids.
AUGGCAGACAACACCAAUGAGAAGGUCUGCACAGGAGAGGAGAAACUGGAAAUGGUUCCUGGAUCGGUUUUUGAAAUGAGCAUGACAAGCCACAGCUAUAGCAUCUACAAUGCUGUCUAUGCAGCAGUGCAUGCUUUGGAUGCUAUGCAUUUAUCCCAUCUGAAACAUGAGCCAAGGGUACUUCUGAAUCAGCUGUGGCAGGUGUUGUCCAAGAUGAGUAUUGCUGAUUGCAACGCCACUAGUGAUGCUCCUUCUAUUCUUCACCAGUAUUAUCAACCAGGAGAGCAUGUUAUUGCUGCGAUUUUGUCUCAGAUCUACAUUUGGUUCGGGGAAAUAACCUUUGAAAAACUUCCUUCUAAUGAUAACUUUGAUGACCUUAUCUAUUUCAGUGUAAGCAGGACCUAUCAAUCCUCCAUGGAAAUGGUUUCCACACAGGGCAAAUUCAUCCCUAACUACAGGUGCAACACCAAACAUGAUCUAGUAGCAGUUAUUGGUGGACCUCAAUCUGAAACCUGUGUCCACAUGGCCACCAUCCUAUCAGCCUACAAGGUCCCACAGCUCACAUAUGGCUGUGCUCCAAUGCUAAUUCACAGAGAUAAGGCAGUUUUCUUCUACCAGACAUUUCCAAAUGAAGCCCUUCAGCAUGUUGGGAUUCUCCAGUUAUUGAUCCAUUUCAAAUGGACCUGGGUUGGAGUGAUCUCUCAAAAUGAGAUUAAUGAAUAUGCAGAGCAUUUUGUUCAGAAUGUACUUCCCAUCUUUGCCCAAAGUGGCAUCUGCUUUGACUUUAUAGAACGAACCCCCAUAUUAUCAUUUUCCACGCAGACUGAUGAAACGGAAAUCAGCAUCACUAAAAUAGGCAGCAUUAUCAUGAGAAGCUCAACAAAUGUUGUGCUCGUAUAUGGUGAAAGUGACACCAUGAUUGUUUUGAGAAUGUUGCUCGAUCUUUCAGAUUUUGAGGGCCUGUCAAUGAAGACAAAAGGUAAAGUCUGGAUUCUGACAGCUCAGAUGGCUUUCACUUCUCUCCCCAUCCAAAGAAAUAGGGACAUCCAUUUCCUCCAUGGUGCGAUAUCCUUUGCAAGUCACUCCAAGGAGCUCUUAGGAUUCCAGAAGUUCCUUCAGAUGAGAAGCCCAACCUCAGAAAAGGAAGAUGGUUUUAUCCUGGAUUUCUGGCAACAGACCUUUAACUGCUUAUUCCCCAAGACCAUGGCAGACAACACCAAUGAGAAGGUCUGCACAGGAGAGGAGAAACUGGAAACUGUUCCUGGAUCGGUUUUUGAAAUGAGUAUGACAGGCCACAGCUAUAGCAUCUACAAUGCUGUCUAUGCAGUGGUGCAUGCUUUGGAUGCUAUGCGUUUAUCCCAUAUGAAACAUGAGCCAAGAGUACUCCUGAAUCAGCUGUGGCAGCUACACCACUUCCUGAGAAGCAUCUCAUUUAACAAUAGUGCUGGGGAGAAGAUCUCUUUUGAUAAAGAUGGGGAAAUAAUAGCUGGAUAUGAUAUUAUCAACUGGGUCACAUUCCCAAACCAGUCCUUUCUGCAAGUCAAAGUUGGGAACAUAAUCCCCCAAACACCUACAGAAGAAGAGUUCACCAUCUAUGAAGAAGCCAUUGUAUGGCCUCAGACCUUUCAGCAGAUGCCUCCACUCUCCAUAUGUAAUGACAAAUGCAGUCCUGGUUACGGCAGGAGAGAGAUAGAAGGAAAGCCAUUUUGCUGCUAUGAUUGUCUUCCAUGCCCUCUGGGGAAGAUUUCCAACCAGAAGGAUACGGAUGAGUGUUUUCAAUGUCCAGAAGGUCAUUAUCCAAGCCAAGAGCAAAAAUUAUGCCUUCCCAAAGUGAUAAGCUUCCUGUCUUAUGAAGAACCUUUGGGGUUCAGUCUUUCCAUUUUGGUCCUUUCCUUUUCUUUCAUCACAACUUUGGUGCUUGGGAUCUUCAUCAAGAACCGGAACACUCCCAUAGUCAAAGCUAAUAACCGAAACCUCACCUAUGCUAUCCUCAUCUCUCUUCUACUCUCCUUCCUUUGUGCUUUGCUAUUCAUUGGCCAGCCUCAAAAGGUGACCUGUCUCCUUCGACAAAUGGCUUUUGGCAUGAUCUUCUCUGUGGCAAUUUCUUGUGUGUUGACCAAAACCAUCACUGUGAUUGUAGCUUUCAAGGCCACCAUACCGGGAUCAAGGAUGAGGAAGUGGAUGGGGGAAAGAGUGACAACCUCCAUAAUUGUCUUCUGUUCUGUUGUUCAAGCCACAAUUUGCAUUGUGUGGCUAGUAACCUAUCCCCCAUUCCCAGAUUUUGAUGCAUAUUCAGUAAUAGGGGAAAUCAUUGUGGAAUGUAAUGAAGGAUCAGUUACCAUGUUUUAUUGUAUCUUGGGUUACAUGGGCUUUCUGUCCAUCAUGAGCUUCACCAUUGCUUUUCUAGCCAGGCACUUACCUGACAGUUUCAAUGAAGCCAAGUUCAUCACCUUCAGCAUGUUGGUCUUUUGCAGUGUUUGGCUGUCCUUUGUUCCAACUUACUUAAGCACCAAAGGGAAAUUCAUGGUGGCUGUGGAGAUCUUCUCCAUCCUGGCCUCAAGCAGUGGGUUGCUGAGUUUUAUAUUUUUCCCAAAAUGUUUUAUCAUUGUGUGUAGGCCUGACCUAAAUAAGAGGGAGCAUUUAAUAAACAGAAACAAAUAA